AUGCCGGUUCUUCCCUGGCUAAUCUUUAGCGGAGCUUCACUCAGCACAUCAUACCCUGCAGUGUUCGACUCAUUAGUGCGUGGAGGCCAUACGGGGGUGGCAGGAAAGCCGCGUCCAGCAGUGGUUUCAGCAACAGAUCUCGGUUCGCCUGGAGUUUCGGACCUUCAGGGCCAACUCAACGUUCUAGUUGUGGGAUUCAAGGCUGCUCACUAUGAUGAUAUGAAUUCUUGGAUACCCUUUACAAACAAGAUAAAGAGGGAAAUUGUGGAUAAGCACAGCCUUGAUAUCUCACAGGUUCAGUCAUACAGGCUGGUCGUAAGGCACCGUGCGGGCGUGUUGCUCCGUUGGUGGACAGACGAGAGACUCCGUUUCGCAGUAGGCACCGGGGAUUCCGAUCCAAGCACGCCUACAGCAGAGAAGAUCGUCCAGAACGUCGAAAGGACACAUUUGGGUGCUGAAAGAGGAGGUCUAGAUGCUGCUGUUGAGCAAAAUGCAUGUAGCAAGGUUGAGUCGCCAGAAAGUUCCUUCUCAGGCCAAACACCUGAGGAAAUUCGUCUGUCAAGACUGCAAGAAGUCCGAUCUCGCACUCUAGUGUGCUUCACAGAUAAGAGCGCAUUUGUGGAUGCACUUCAGCUGGCGGACGCUCAGCGGGUUUACAUCUUUCUUUUAGACAAGGAAGGGGAAAUCUCAUGGUGCGAGCAUGAGCAGUACUCGGCGAACAAAGAAGUGGAGAUCCGUGAACUUCUGCAGUUACCGAAUGCAACAGGCCCUCCCCUGCUCACUGGCUCGGAUGUGAGUCGGUUUAGGGCCGUGCUACCCUCAACAGAUAGUGCUGCGGAGAGUAGGCAAGGCUAG
Eimeria mitis is the source of this 855-nucleotide messenger RNA. RefSeq lists its product as uncharacterized. The coding region runs from base 1 to 855 and encodes 284 amino acids. The transcript is spliced from 3 exons. The record is from RefSeq and is a predicted model, not a curated record. NCBI's taxonomy places the organism in Eukaryota, Apicomplexa, Conoidasida, Eucoccidiorida, Eimeriidae.